AUGAAGCCGCAAAUCACCAAGCUCUUUCUUCCCCUUUUCCUUGCCUUCCAGCUGUUGGGGGGAGCUCCUCUUGCGGAAAGUUUUUCCGACAAACAACCCGCCAAGUUGUUUGUCAAUGUUGUCGUUCACGAUCCUUCCGAAGCCAUUAGUGGCAAACUUGGAGCCAAGAUCAGCAACACCAAGUUGCCCGGUUUCGUGAAGAGUCGAAUGACCAAACGAGUCGAUGCCGCCGCCAAACGAUUUGUCAAACCGACCAUGAUUGCGGGCAAGAUGGCGGAGAAAAUGAGUAACAAAAUACCCGAGAAAAUGGCCACCAUGGGUGUGACUGCCACGGUAGAGGAGCACUAUCGAGAAGCCAACUACUUUGUCUUGCUGAUGCAAGUACGACGAGUGGAUAUGGCCACCAUGGCAGAGGCCAAGACUGAGAACAAGUCAUUGGGUGGCAAAAUACAAAAGGUCCUCGGCUUUGUUGGCGCCAAGAACAAAGAUAGACUAGAAGCCUACUUUUUACCCAGCCUCAUCGAGAAGAAGCUUCCCGACAUGAUGACGAGCAUGAUGGGGGAGAAGAUGGGAGAGAAAGGAGUCAAAGCAGAGGCCAAAGUGCUUCCGGAGGAAAAACAGCAAAAGUUUUUUGAUGCCAAGAUUCGACAAAUCCGAGCUGCAGUGGCGGACUUGGAAGUGGAGGGGGAACUUUGA
Seminavis robusta is the source of this 696-nucleotide messenger RNA. The record is from the annotation of a GenBank genome assembly. NCBI's taxonomy places the organism in Eukaryota, Bacillariophyta, Bacillariophyceae, Naviculales, Naviculaceae.